Messenger RNA from Lucilia cuprina (Australian sheep blowfly), 1258 nucleotides. RefSeq lists its product as uncharacterized. The record is from RefSeq and is a predicted model, not a curated record. The transcript has 3 exons. Bases 206 to 865 code for a protein of 219 amino acids. NCBI's taxonomy places the organism in Eukaryota, Metazoa, Arthropoda, Insecta, Diptera, Calliphoridae.
AUCAGUUGGUAAAAGUAUAUCGUUGCGUACGGUUUGUCAAGAGUUUAAUAGAAAACUUGAAAAAAAAAUUAAAAAUCAUAAAUUCGAAACUUUUAAACUACAACACACAAGUUUCAUUUUCAUUCGAUUUGAAAUCAAACUUUAACAAAUAAAAAAGAAAACGCAUUAAAACAAGUUUUAUUUAAAAGAAAACAAAUUAACAAACAUGUCGGUGCUACGUACCAUGUUGUUGCUGGCUUUGGGUGCCACCGUUACUUUGGCUCAAAGACGUUUAGCGUUACCUGAUCCCAGAAGUUGUGCUAAUCGUGUUCGACAUGCCUCCUAUCGUGAUGCUCGAGGUGUUUCUCACUCAUACUUCUUCAGUUGGGAACAUGCUCCCACUCGCAGUUUAGAAGUCGAUUGGUUGGAUGCCCGUAACAUUUGUCGUCGCCAUUGUAUGGAUGCCGUUUCGCUUGAGACUCCCCAAGAAAAUGAAUUUGUUAAGCAACGCAUUGCUCGUGGUAAUGUACGUUAUAUUUGGACUUCUGGUCGCAAGUGUAAUUUCGCUGGCUGUGAUCGUCCCGAUUUACAACCUCCCAAUGAGAACGGUUGGUUCUGGUCUGGUUCAGGUGCUAAAAUUGGUCCCACCUCUCAGCGCAACACUGGCGAUUGGUCUCACACCGGUGGCUACAAUCAACCUCAACCCGAUAACCGUGAAGCAGCCCAGGGUAAUGAUGAAUCUUGUCUCUCCAUACUCAAUAACUUUUACAAUGAUGGUGUCAAAUGGCAUGAUGUUGCCUGUCAUCAUCUCAAACCAUUUGUAUGCGAAGAUUCCGAUGAACUUUUGAACUUUGUUCGCUCACGUAAUCCUGGUCUUCGUCUGUAAAGUAUAUGAUAUUAUUUUGGCCUUGUCCACUCCACCAACUCUUCUCACUCUCUUUUUAACUUUUUUCUAUUAUUGAUCUAUGGUUAAUUGUUAUCAAACAAAAAAUUAUGUUUAUUUUAUAGAAAAAUGGGAAAAACAAAAAUUACUUUUUAAGCUUAAAUUUUAAAGAAAAUCGUUUAUUUAUAAAAAAUUCUGUUAUUGUUUUUUUAAAUCAUUAUUUGUUAUACGAAAUUCAUCUUUGUUGUUGGAGAUAAUUUUGAUUAAUUUUAUCUUUUCUCUUCUAUUUAAAGUUACGAAAAAUAAUGGAAAAAAUCAACAACAAAAUUUCAUUAAAUACACAUUUACUUUUUGUAAUUAUUUAAUUAUUAUAUUGAUUCGCAAAUGUAUACAAAA